Messenger RNA from Ylistrum balloti, 2171 nucleotides. Its product is annotated as protein Daple-like. Bases 1 to 1365 code for a protein of 454 amino acids. The transcript has 6 exons. The record is from RefSeq and is a predicted model, not a curated record. NCBI's taxonomy places the organism in Eukaryota, Metazoa, Mollusca, Bivalvia, Pectinida, Pectinidae.
AUGGGGUCUGUGAGCAGUAAAUCUAGUCAGGUGCAGGCAGUUCAUUUUGAGCCUGAAAGGGACAGACCAGAUUUGAGACCAUCUUCUGGCAGCACCAAAAGAGCCCAAUCUAGGAACUCCAAAGUUGAGAACGGUGUAUUUGAAGAUGGGAAUGAUAAAUUACAGGAGGCCCAAAAGAAGAUUUCUGAGCUAGAAAAGCAGUUGGCGGAGACAGAGAGUGAGAACCUUGACCUGCAGGACCGUGUACAGGGACUGGAAUGUCAGCUUGACCAGGCAGCAAAACUACCAACUGUUCAGGAAGUCGAAGAGCCCAGUGAUCUGACAGAGACUCUGAAGGCCAAAGACAUGCUCAUAGCUAAUUCUGAGAAGGAAAAGAAAGCUCUUCAGACAGAGUUAACCAAAAUGAAAAACCGAUACAGAAAGCGAAUCAAGACACUGAUGGGCCAGGUAGCAGAGGCCAAACAGGAACAAUCUAUCCAAAUGUUUGAGUUACGAGAUGAGAUCACUCGGCUACGAGAGGAGAACAGGAAAGUUAGAGAAAAAAGUAGUUCUGCCACCAGCAAAACAUCAGGUGAAAAUGCUGAAGCACCACAGGGUUCAAACAAAAUGAUGAUUGUGUUAGAACUAUCCAAUCAGGUUUCUGAGCAAGCAGAUACCAUCAACAAACUGGAGAGAGAAAACAACGAAAAACAGCUGAUUAUUGAUAAACUUUUAGCAGAAACAAAAAAUGGAAGUAAAGCAAGUUACUUUUCACUUAAUCGUGAAGAUUUGGAAAAAGAUAAAGAAAUAGAGGAAAAAAAUUCUUUACAGAAAUUAUCUUCUGGUUUAGGACAAUAUAAAAAACCUCCUCUAUCAGGAGGGAUUGAUAGAACAAUGAAAAAUGACAUUGAUAUUGAGGGUGAGCGAAAUUGUUCUGGUGCUAGUAGAGACUCUGGACUGGGAUCUGCUGACAAAAAUGGUAGAAUUCCACCAAAGUUAACUCGAGGUUCAUCAAAGCUGUCCACUCUUUCAGACUCUGAUUGGGAGUCAGAUGAACCGUUGUCUGUACAAUCUAAAAUUCACAGUGCUCCAGCUGAUGUUCAAGCCAAGCGGACAGCAUCCAGGUGCAGUACAAUAAGCAACAAAACUACAGAAGAUGAUGGUAUAUUUGUGGACGAUAAUGCCUCCAUAUCAUCGCUGACUAAAAAAUCAAAGAAACUGUCAUACCUUCAACGAAGGUUUCGCUCAGACAUUGGACAUGGAGACACAACUAGAUCACCACUGCCAGCAAUGAAUGCAUUUGAAAAUGAGACCAAUUCAGAAAAUAAACAAUUUUUCCUCACCCAGACUGAUUCCCCCAUCAGCGACUCAGUGCCAAUCUACUGAACAAAAUAUCAAGCUUCGUUCUUCAUCCCUACCCUAUCAGUCUAGCCCUUUGCCUCUCUCCCCUAGGCUCGUCACCUUUGAACAAACCCCUUUUAGCUUAUCCCAUGCUACAUAAUUUUUACUUUGUAGCUAGUUUGAAGAUUUUUCUCUAGACAGUCAUAAUUGUGACUGACAUCAACAAAACAAAAAAAAACAAUAAGUAAAAUACUUGUUUAUAAAGCAAACAGACCAUAAAAAUGUGUUAACAUUAGUGCAUUUAUCGUACUAAAGUGCUUAAAUGUCAGUUACUGUGUUACACUACUGGAUGUCGUCCGACAUGUCCUUACAGAGAGACUGAAAGGCGUAAUGUCACACAUCCAAUAUCAAGGAAGACUGUCAGGGAUGUGUUCAUUUAUCAGUUAUUAAUAUCAGUGUUGCCCAUAUAGUUUGUUUCAGUGUUUUGGAGGUUCUGUAGGUUUCAGCUGUAGGGAUUUUACUGUACACCUUUCUCUAUUGUUUAUUUGUAAAUUACAGAAGCUAACAGUUGACCAUUAGUGACAUCCUUCUUUCAUUCAAAGUGUUCCCAAAAUACUGAAUUAGGCCUAUACGCUUCCUGGAAGGAUGUAAAUUCAAACAACCUCUACUAUUUUUUUUAAUUUUAAUGGUAAGAUUAACAAUCUUGCUGUAAACAUUUUGCCAUAUUUUGAUAAGGAAAAUUGAUGAUAUAUACAUUUGCUAGUAUUUAAGAAGUUCGUUUUGUGAUGUAUUUACAAUGCCACUCCAAAUGUUCAAGCUAGCUAGUGUGAAGUUUGUUAUGAAUCAAUGGU